Messenger RNA from Ilex paraguariensis (yerba mate), 833 nucleotides. NCBI's taxonomy places the organism in Eukaryota, Viridiplantae, Streptophyta, Magnoliopsida, Aquifoliales, Aquifoliaceae. The record is from the annotation of a GenBank genome assembly.
AUGUCGUGGCAAACAUAUGUGGAUGAACACUUGAUGUGCGAAAUUGAAGGCAAUUAUCUCACCUCUGCUGCUAUCAUCGGCCAAGAUGGCUCUGUUUGGGCCCAAAGCUCCAAUUUCCCUCAGUUUAAGCCAGAGGAAAUUCAAGCCAUUGUGAAUGACUUCGCUGAACCUGGGUCACUUGCUCCAACCGGCAUGUAUCUUGGAGGUACAAAGUAUAUGGUAAUCCAAGGAGAAGCGGGGGCUGUUAUACGAGGGAAGAAGGGUCCGGGUGGUGUUACUGUCAAGAAGACGAACCUAGCUUUGAUCAUAGGAAUAUAUGAUGAGCCUAUGGCUCCCGGUCAGUGCAACAUGAUUGUUGAAAGGCUGGGUGAUUAUCUCAUUGAUCAAGGUCUCUAGACGCCUGGGUACUGAGGUUACUAUUGCAUUAUAAUUUUCUUUCCUUUUUCUGUGCAUUUUUUUCUUCUUUCUUUGUUUUUGCCCCCUUUUUUUUUUUUGCUCCUAUGGAGCUUGCAGCUACCUGUCUGAAGUUGGAAUUGUUGCAGUGUAGUAUUUAAAUAAUUGAAGUCCUGGAGAACUACAUGUGCAUUUCUACUUGGAAACUGAAAGAUGUGGUCUCUCUCUCUUGUAUCAAGUUGUUGACGUUGUAUUCUCUCUCUCCUUCCCCCCCCUCUCUUUCCAAUGUUGUGAUUGUCUGUGCUUGGAUGUUGUCUACUCCUGAUACUUGGGCUUUUUCCAGUUGAAAUGGUUCUGUACUUCUGUUAGUUUGACAUUUUAUAUGUCACCGUUUGGCAUUUCCUAAAAGCACUUGCCCUUGGUGUUGCAAAAGGAAAUGA